GAGUACGUGCGUGUGUUGCCUUCGUCGUCGUCGCCGCCGCCGCCGCCGCCGUCGUCCCUGUGUAAGCGAAAGUUUCUCUCUGUAGUCCAAAGCGCGACAACACAAGGGUCUGGCGGUCGCAGGGACAGUACUCGAACAGCAACAGCAACAACAACAACAACAACAACAACCGUAACCGCAACAUGGUCGAAGACCAGGCAAAGCGGCAAAAGAGGAGACCAAUAAUAUGGAUUCGUUUUGGGCGGACAUGGUUCCGAGGCGAGGGAAAUUGAUGCUGAGUCCAACGGCGGCAGUGGGGACUUGGUAAGAGAUCAAUUAUGACCGGCCGCCAGUUCCGUCGGGUACUGUACGGGUUGCUGUGCGUGGCGUUAUUCGCAAUCGUGCUCCACAGCGGUCGCACGGCUUACUUGCUGGCCACGGACGGGCACUACGGCUCCAGAGUUAGCCUAAGACAAUGGAAAGCUGGACUCCAAGUCGACUACAGCGACCCGCAAUAUUUAGAUUCAUCACACAUAGACCCUAUAGCUUCGAUGGAACUGAACGAGGACAUUAAAAAAGAAUUACCAUGGUAUUUUAAAGAUGGUUCCUUAAAACCCCAAAGAUCUCGGAUAAGUCCCAGAACUGGCCACAGGACUUCUCACAUAUGGCCCAAAGAACAGAAAAACGGCGAUCGCGUGGAAGAGCAGCUUAUGUUUGUCCCUCCGUAUUACCAGUACGACGACGAGCCGAUGAAAAAAAUCUUACUGUUUAACGGUCUCAGCAACUGGAUGGUAAAUGAGGGCCAAGGUGUAUUUCUAGCAAAAAACUGUCCCGUCAAUAGAUGUGUAAUCACAACCAAGAAGUCCGAAGCGCCCUACGCGGAUGCUAUUUUGUUCAGAGACCAUUUUUCACAUCCUGGCCACAGGAAAUCCGGUAAUCAAGUGUGGAUCUUGUACUUGCUCGAGUCGCCAUAUCAUACGGAGCUCAUAACGUACAACGAUGUGUUCAAUUGGACAGCCACCUACCGACACGAAAGCGAUAUUGUAACGCCAUACGAAAGAUGGGCUUAUUACGAUCCAUCGGUAACCCAGGUAGAUCAGAUGGACCGAAACUACGCGUUCAAUAAGACCAAGCACGUGGCGUGGUUCGUGUCCAACUGUGGUGCCAAAAACGGUAGACUGCAAUACGCCAGAGAAUUGGCAAAAUACAUACCGGUAGACGUGUACGGCGUAUGCGGAAAAUUCAAGUGUCCCCGAUCGGACAAAUGCUUCAAGUUACUAGACGAUCACUACAAGUUCUAUUUGGCGUUUGAGAACUCCAAUUGUGCCGAUUACGUUACCGAAAAGUUUUUCGUCAAUGGACUACAACAUAACGUGUUGCCCAUCGUGAUGGGCGCUAAGCGUGAGGACUACGAUCGGAUAGCACCUAAGCACUCUUACAUCCACGUCGACGAUUACGAGUCACCCAAAGCUUUGGCGGAAUACUUGCAUCAGCUCGAUGGCGACGACCAACUUUACAACGAGUACUUCCGUUGGAAGGGCACCGGCGAAUUCAUCGACACCAAGUUCUUUUGUCGGCUCUGUGCUGUACUGCACGACAACUACCCGUCCAAACACUACCGGAACAUCAAUGAGUGGUGGCGAGGGCAUGGUGUGUGCAAUAAUGCCAUGCCGUGGCGUCGUUUUCUGGAGACGUUUGAGUUAUUGGAUUAGCAUCCGGCUGGCGGCGGUGACCAAGGCGGCGCCCAUCCUAUAGCGUCGGGCCAUUCCGACCGCCGCCGACCCGGCAUGCAGCUACAAAAGGCUACCGUCGCCAAAAUGAAACGACGUCGUCAAAACUGGUACGAUGAUUAUUCCAUCAACAUGAGUAACAACAAGGGCGGCAGGGUAAGAAGAAAAAGAAGACGGGGUCCCGGUAAUCAUUAGACGGUUCCAUUAUCUACAAAACCGAUAUGUACGUUCAUCGGCACAAGCCAUUAGCAUUUUGCUGAUGGGAUAAAAUCCUAGUAAUCUUAUAGACACUUAUUGUAUAAUAUGUAAAUUAAUUUGUGGUUAAAGAUUCUUCUUUUUCUUAGCUUUAUUAAGUCUAAAAAUGUACAGAAGUCGGUACCGUUGUUUAUAGAUAACAAUAUCUAUUACAUUUAUUAUAAAAUAUGUAUAUAAAUCGUCAGUCUAGUUAGCAAAGGGCGUAACUCCAAAAAAACUCAUUUUUUUAGUAUAUUAUUACACUUUUUAAAAGAAAAAACAAAUAGUGCGACGGCUAAUCAUAAUAUUUCAGUGUUUUGUUCCAUGAAACGCGUGAUAAACAGUUAGCAAUUGUUCAUUGAAAUAAAUUUAAUAUAUUACAAGUUUUUUCCUUCUAGUGUAAAAUUUGAUAUUUUGGAGUUACGUCCUUUAAUAACUAAGCUGACGAUAAGUUAUAUAUACGGUGUACACAAAGUCUUAUACGUUAGUUUUAGUUAUUUCUACCUAAAGUGUACCUAUACGUAAUAAUAUAACACAUUAGCUUAUUAUAGUCAAAUUUAACUAAUGUAGAUGUAGUCUUGAAAGUGUUAUGGGUCCAAAUCCUUGUUUUUAGUUAUAUUAGAUGCAAUAAUGAUAAAUAUUAUUAUUAACUUUUUUCAAUGCUAAAAUUGGUUUUAUAGAAUUAUUGGCGAUAUUUUAGAUAACAUAGUUGUGAUGGCUCGAAAAAAUCUAGUAUGAAUCUAGUAGAACCCAAUUCUAAAAAUAAACAAUUGGCGUAAUGAUUAUAAAUUACCUAAAAACAGCUCUUUAUAGUACGUAUGUACAGUUAAAAAUUGUUAUUUAAUUUGAAACAAACUGAUCUUAAUAUCUAAUACAUGUUUAGAGCAAAAACGUUUUUUUCUGAAUACAAAUUACAAUUUGUAACAACCGACUGAUAUUUUUAACUUUAUCCGCUCUAAUUCAACAGCAUAUAAAUUAUCAUAAUAGAUCGGUGUCAAUUUUUAUGUGUUACAUUAUCCUAUACCGCCAUUACGGUAUUGAUAGCUUCAUAAAUAAUAUGUGUAAUAAAAAGCAUAUAGUAUAGUAAUAUAGUCACGAAGUAAUAUAUUAUAUACAUAAAACUAAUAAUUAUUGUACUGACUUAUAACAUGGGGUCACUAAAAGAAUGAAAGACUCUGGUUUAAAGCUAAUUACAAGAAAAUGCAUGUUAUAAGUAUUAUUUUAUUUAAAUUGUUUUUCCAACGAAUUGUUUUUAUUUUUUAAUGUCAUGAUAAUUUGUAUUAUUUGUGUUGCAUUUAUAAAAAAUAGAAAUUAAUUUACAAUGACCAAAACUGCCAUUUGAAAAAUUUAGUAUAUUUGAAAAUAGUUACAAUUAAAAAAUAAUUUAAAACUUUAA
This is a messenger RNA of Adelges cooleyi (spruce gall adelgid), 3339 nucleotides long. Its product is annotated as glycoprotein 3-alpha-L-fucosyltransferase A-like. The record is from RefSeq and is a predicted model, not a curated record. Gene Ontology annotation, cellular component: membrane. Gene Ontology annotation, molecular function: alpha-(1->3)-fucosyltransferase activity. Lineage: Eukaryota; Metazoa; Arthropoda; Insecta; Hemiptera; Adelgidae. Bases 318 to 1691 code for a protein of 457 amino acids. The transcript is spliced from 6 exons.